Paecilomyces variotii is the source of this 2002-nucleotide messenger RNA. RefSeq names its product putative amino acid transporter. Gene Ontology annotation, molecular function: amino acid transmembrane transporter activity. NCBI's taxonomy places the organism in Eukaryota, Fungi, Ascomycota, Eurotiomycetes, Eurotiales, Thermoascaceae. Bases 109 to 1866 code for a protein of 585 amino acids. The transcript has 2 exons. The record is from RefSeq and is a predicted model, not a curated record. Gene Ontology annotation, biological process: amino acid transmembrane transport.
CCAGCGUAUCUACUCAUUUCUCUCCUUCGUGAGCACAACCCUCCGAUCUAAUAUUAAUGAAUUUGGGUGGCUUACACAUCAUCCUGGAUUAGCAUUCCCAUCCCCACGAUGGCGGAGGACCCCGACCCUGCGGCACGGGAGCAGGAGCAGCGGGAGGCGGAGAUCGUUUCACGACAUCUUCAUCCACAGUUCACCGCGGCUUUUGAAGCUCAAGAUCAGGAAGCCGCCGAAGCAGAAGAAGCUGAAGAAGCAGAUAACACUGCAGCCGCAGUUGUUGCGGAAGCUGGACAGCAGUCCUCUCUAAAACUGCAGGGCGGCGACAUACAUCGUGAUCUGUAUCGGAUCGAGGCACGAUCGAAACGGGCGCGACUCGACCAACGCGCCAAAAGCUUUUCCCAUCCCGUGGGACCAAAUAGUACCGAUGAUGACGAAGGGAUUCCGAAUCCUAACCCAAACGAACCUGGCAGUUUCCGUCGUGAAUUCAUUGAGCGUAGAGGGCGGCGUUCCGAUGAUGGUGCAUUUCCGGUGACCAAGAGCUUCGUGGACUUUUUGGAUCUCUAUGGCAGCUUCGCAGGCGAAGAUCUGGCUGAGUCGGACGAAGAGACCACUACCACGACCGAAGAAGAGCCUGAGACAAGGCCCCUGUUGCACCACCGCCGCAGACCCUCUCGGGUUCCCCGUGAAGGGGAUGCGUCGAACCUCAAGUCCUUCUUUACGCUACUGAAGGCGUUUAUAGGCACCGGUAUCAUGUUCUUGCCCAAAGCUUUCCGAAACGGGGGAAUUCUUUUCUCCUCGAUUGCCCUCGUUACUGUUUCAGCAGUGACCGCUGUAUGUUUCCACCUACUGCUCCAGUGUCGGAGGCAACACGGUGGUGGGUACGGUGAAAUCGGAGAGCGCAUCUCAGGGCCCCGUCUACGGUCUCUUAUUCUAGGUUCGAUUACAAUAUCGCAGCUAGGUUUCGUAUGCGCUGGCAUUAUCUUCACGGCCGAGAACUUGCAUUCUUUCUUCAAAGCAAUCACGACCAGCAUGCCAUAUGCUCUGUCGAUCAACGGCCUCAUCAUUCUACAGCUCAUAAUCUUGAUACCUCUUGCGUUUGUCCGGAACAUAUCUAAACUCGGACCGGCCGCGUUGCUCGCAGACGUUUUUAUACUUCUUGGCCUGGCGUAUAUCUACUAUUACGACAUUAGCAGCAUUGUGCAGGAUGGGUUGGAGCCCACGGUGGAACUCUUCAACCCGCAAAGCUUUACUCUGACGAUUGGGUCCUGCAUAUUCACAUUCGAGGGUAUCGGCCUUAUCCUUCCAAUCCAGUCGUCAAUGAAGCGACCUCAGCACUUCGACCAUCUCCUCUACGUGGUCAUGGCCAUCAUCACAGUCAUCUUUACGGCAGUUGGUGCCCUUUCAUAUGGCACCUUCGGCUCGAAAACAAAGACUGAAAUCAUCACCAACUUCCCUCAGACAGACAAGCUUGUCAAUGCGGUGCAAUUCCUCUAUUCGCUCGCCAUCCUCGUUGGCACACCAGUCCAGCUCUUCCCUGCUCUCCGUAUCAUGGAGGGCAAGUUGUUCGGCCACCGGUCAGGAAAGAGAGAUCCAUUGACGAAGUGGAAGAAGAAUCUCUUCAGAAUCUGCAUUGUCGUCUUUUGUGGAGUCAUUGCUGCAGUAGGAGCUGGAGAUUUGGACAAGUUCGUCUCUUUGAUCGGUUCUUUCGCUUGCGUUCCGCUAGUCUAUAUUUACCCAGCAUACUUGCAUUGGAAAGGCGUUGCGCGUUCCUCUUGGGUGAAAUGUGGAGAUAUCCUCAUGAUUACUCUUGGCGUUGUUUGCAUGAUCUACACGACGAUUGUUACUGUGUCUGUAUGGGUUGAGAUAUAACUAGCAUGCACAUAAACGAAGCUAUUCUCUUAUUCUUCUUGGGAAUUCUACAGGGAACUUUUUUUGCGUGUCUUGAUUGCUUACUUAUAAUCUUAUGAUCAUUUGUACUGGAUACAACGAGACAUUUUCUACCGAC